Molecule: messenger RNA, 1719 nt
Organism: Mesorhabditis spiculigera
Lineage: Eukaryota; Metazoa; Nematoda; Chromadorea; Rhabditida; Rhabditidae
Source: the annotation of a GenBank genome assembly
AUGCCUCGCAAAAAGAACGCAACACCCGAGGCGAAGCCACAGAAAAAGACGGUGGCCUUUAACGGAAAUACAGCCAACGAGCCAUCUUCUAGCAAGAAGACAAAUGGAACGCUAAAAUAUUCUCCAUCUCAAAGCACCCUAAACCGUUUGGAACGCGAAAAAAUCGUGUUAUGGCGGGACCCAUUGCGAACAAUUUUCUACGCGCUAUGUGAAGCUGUCCACUUGGUAUUUCAAUUUCUUAAGGCAUUGGCGCAGCAGAAAAUGUUGCUUUUCCUGUUGUCAGUGGCUACGGCGUCUGCGUACUACUUCUAUUUAACACCCGGUGCUCAUCAGCCAUAUGUGCAAUAUGCGGAGAAAAAGAUUUUAUGGUGGUUGUGGUGGGUAGGACUCGGUGUGCUUUCCUCGAUUGGAUUUGGCUCCGGACUGCAUACAUUCUUGCUAUAUUUGGGGCCACAUAUCGCUGCGGUGACGCUUGCGGCUUAUGAGUGCCAAAGUGUCAAUUUCCCGGAACCACCGUAUCCAGACAGCAUUGUCUGCCCGGAGCAAAAAGGGAAUAAUAUAAUUACGUUGUGGACGAUUAUUUCCAAGGUUCGAGUGGAAGCAUUACUCUGGGGUGCUGGCACCGCUCUGGGUGAACUUCCACCAUAUUUCAUGGCCCGUGCAGCAAGAUUGGGCGGCGAAGAACCCGACGACGAAGAAUACAAGGAAUUUAUGGAGCUGAUGAACAAGGAUAAGGUCAAGGGAGAAAUGUCCUGGAGCGAACGAGCUAAGAAAUGGGUUGAGUUGACGGUGGCUCGGGUCGGAUUCCCUGGGAUUCUGAUUUUUGCGUCAAUUCCGAACCCGCUUUUCGAUUUGGCCGGGAUCACUUGUGGACAUUUCCUCGUGCCUUUCUGGUCGUUCUUUGGUGCCACCCUGAUAGGAAAGGCUUUGGUGAAGAUGCAUGUACAGAUGCUUUUUGUCGUGAUUGCCUUCUCCGAGCAUCAUGUUGAUCAUUUGUUGCAGCUUGCCGCGAAAAUUCCUAAAAUUGGCGUUCAGUUACGAGAACCGUUCAAGGACUUUCUGGCAAAACAGCGGUCAGCACUUCAUCAAAACCCCGAUGCCCCUCAUGAACCUAAGGCAAGCUGGCUGCAAGACUGCUUGGGCUUGAUCGUGACGGGAAUGAUUCUGAUCAGUGCCGUCUUAUGUUCCGUGCUUUUUGGUACGGCACUAUGUGCACCAGCAGAAAAAGCGAAAGCGGAAAGACAGGUCAAGAAAACUUCGGCCGAACGUGUAGCCGACACUGUCGCAUCAAUGGUACUCGAAGAUGAUGCCGAAGAUCUCGCAGAACUGAAGCGAGCCUACAAGAACGUUGUGGCGAAGAACCCCGCCGCAUUCUCCGGAGGUUAUGGAGGCUUCGGUCGAUUUGGCGGACCGAUGGGCGGUUUCCAAGGAGGAUAUGGACAAGGACCAAUGGGAGGAGGAUACGGUGGAGGCGGAUAUGGAGGAGGAGGAGGUGGAGAUAUGGGAGGCGGUUAUGGAGGAGGCGGCGGUGGUUAUGGAGGUGGCCCAGACUUUGGUGGAUAUGGGGGAGGCGGUAAUGGAGGAUACGGCGGCGGUAUGGGCGGCGGUGGCGGAGAUGGAUACGGUGGUGGGAUGGGCGGAGGCGGAUACGGUGGAGGCGGCGAUGGUGGAUACGGCGGAGGUGAGCAUCCGGUCCAACAAGUCUGGGAAAAUGACGUU